GGAAUUAAUUUCUAUUUGGAAUAAUAUUGAUAUUGGUAUGCACUUUGACAUUUGACUGUCAAAUGAAUUAUUAUAUGCUCAUUUGCAUACUAUUUUUUACGGAUUUAUUGAUAUUUUUUAACUCAAUUUGGUAAGUUAAAAUUAUAUAUUUUCCGAGGAUGCUCGUUAACCUCAAUAAGGGCAUAUUCAUCUCUACAAUUUUUCUUGGAUUUCUUCGACGAUACUCGGUUGUGGCAACUAAAGACAUGUCUGGUGAAAUUUCAGCAGUGAACAGAACCUCUUAUGUCGGUGGUGAACACUCUGUGGCCUACGUAACUGCUCCGAAUGAAGAAGUUGCUAAAAAAAUUGCUCAUGGACUUGUUGAGAAAAAACUAGCUGCGUGCGUUAAUAUAGUCCCAAAAAUUACUUCAAUAUACGAAUGGGAAGGAAAAAUCAAUGAAGACUCUGAAGUACUGAUGAUGAUCAAGACUAGAACCAACAAAGUCAAUGAUCUGACAGAUUUCGUAAAGGCACACCAUCCGUAUACAGUUUGCGAAGUCAUAUCUGUUCCUAUUCAGAAUGGCAACAGUGACUAUUUGAAAUGGAUUAAUGAUGUUGUUCCAAGUCAGUAAUCUCAGUGAAACAGUUUAGUAUAAGUUCAUAUUAUUUAAGUGCCGUAUGCCAAGAUAAUGGAUUUACUUUUCGAAUAAAUAAGUAGUCUUUCGAGAAA
Leptinotarsa decemlineata (Colorado potato beetle) is the source of this 709-nucleotide messenger RNA. RefSeq names its product divalent-cation tolerance protein CutA. The record is from RefSeq and is a predicted model, not a curated record. Gene Ontology annotation, molecular function: copper ion binding. NCBI's taxonomy places the organism in Eukaryota, Metazoa, Arthropoda, Insecta, Coleoptera, Chrysomelidae. Gene Ontology annotation, biological process: response to metal ion.